AUGGCACUGGGCCCUCCGCCCGAGGAGGGCACUGUGACCGUCAUGGUGCGUGUGCGGCCCUCUGCCCCGUGUGAGCGAGAGCGGGCUGCACACCCCGUCCUGCGCGUCGUCGACCAGAACAUCCUCAUCUUCAACCCCGAGGAGCCCAGCGCUCCCUCUGGCAGCGUGGUGUCCACCCGUGGGCCCAAGCACCAGGGCAAGGACCUGAAGUUUGUCUUCGACCGGGUUUUCGGGGAGAGAGCGACUCAGGAGGAGGUGUUCCAGCACACCACCCACAACGUGUUGGACAGUGUCCUCAAUGGCUACAACUGUUCUGUGUUUGCCUACGGCGCAACUGGAGCAGGAAAAACCUACACCAUGCUGGGCUCGGAGAAAAACCCCGGCAUCAUGUACCUCACCAUGGUGGAGUUGUACAAGAAGAUCGAAGCCAGAAAGGAGGAGAAGAGCUGCGAGGUCCUCGUCUCCUACCAGGAGGUGUACAACGAACAGAUUCACGACCUGCUGGAGCCCAAGGGCCCUCUGGCCAUCCGGGAGGAUCCUGAGAAAGGAGUUGUGGUUCAGGGUCUCUCCUUCCACCAGCCCUCGUCGGCAGAGCAGCUCCUGGAGAUGUUGGCCAACGGCAACAAAAACCGGACGCAGCACCCCACUGAUGCCAACGCCACCUCCUCCCGCUCGCAUGCCAUCUUCCAGAUCUACGUGAAGCAGCAGGACCGCGUUGGCGGCCUCGCUUGCGAUCUGCAAGUGGCCAAGAUGAGCUUGAUCGACCUGGCAGGCUCGGAGCGAGCUUCAGUCACCAACGCCAAGGGAGAGCGGCUCCGGGAGGGUGCCAACAUCAACCGCUCACUGUUGGCCCUCAUCAACGUCAUCAACGCGCUGGCCGAUGCAAAGAGCAAGAAAACUCACAUCCCCUACCGGGACAGCAAGCUCACGCGCUUGCUGAAGGACUCCAUUGGUGGCAACUGCCGCACCAUUAUGAUCGCCGCUGUCAGUCCCUGCGCGCUGGCGUACGAGGACACCUACAACACGCUCAAGUACGCCAGCCGGGCCAAGGAGAUCAAGCUGUCGCUGAAGAGCAACGUGCUCAGCUUUGACUGCAACACUAGUAAAUACGCCGUGAUCUGCGAGCAGCUGAAAGCAGAGGUGGCAGAUCUGCGGGCAAAGCUCCGUGCCUAUGAGGACACUGCCCGGGAGGCAGAGAACCAGGUGCUGGCGCCACUGGCUCCACUCAACUCGAGCCUGGUGGAGCUGCCCAGGUUGGAGGAAGCCGUCCCGAAGACGUGCCUUGCUCUGGAUGAUGAGGUGGAGCACAAUGGAGAGCAGCGGGAGCUGGAAGCGGGGUGGCCUGUUCAGCCGCAGCUGGAAUCGGUGGAGGAGGCUCCAGAGGAAAUGCCCCCCAGCAGCCCCACGGCAACCCACCAGACAGAUGUCCAGCUGGAACCGAAGACGCCAAACUGCCUUCUACAGGGAUUGUCCGGCAGCCGGAGAGAGACGCUUAUAGCUGCUAUCCUGAGAGUUGCCCGAAAGCAAUAUUCCCUCCUGAAGGCUGCCAACCUCCUAACUCCUGACAUGGUCUCUGAAUUUGAGGAAAUGGAGCGCCUGGUCCAUCGGGAGGCUGAUGUAAGCCUGGAGCAACCCAUGUCUCCCAACAGACCCUCGGAGGUCAGCGGGGCCACCGCAGCCCAGAAUAUGCAGCAGAGCUGUGACGCAGAGGCGUCUGUCGCCAUGCCCGGUGCCCCUGUGACAAGCGCUGCCCUGCAAUGCUCGCAGCAGCUCACUCCGCUCUCCAGUCCCACGCCAACAGCUCUCAGCCCAAUUAAGAAGAGGAGGAGGUCUGAGAUGAACGCCGCUUCCCAAUCGGAAGCUCCCCGCAGCCUCGAAACGCGGAUAAAACGCCAGCGGAGAGGUGGGAAAGAAGCAGAGACUCCCAGGGUGAUGCAGAACCCAGGCAGCCCCUGUCUCAAAGCGGCAGCCCAGGCACCCCCCGUCUCCUCAGUGCCAUCGUGUUACACCUCCAAAAUCUGCCCGCUGACGGUCACCAAAAGCCGCGUGCCCCUGGCGAUGUCGGCUGCCCAAAACUGCACCCUGCCUGCCGUGCCCAUCCACGACCUGAACGUGACUUUUGACGUCUCCGAGGACGACGGGUCACCUGACGCAGUUGUGCCGGUUGCCAUCAGCCUGUCUGAAUUCCCGGUCUGGGAGAACAUCCAGAGCCUCCAAAACAAGCAGGACAGCCCCGUCAUGCCCAGAGCCUGUGUCCCGGUGUUUCCCGUGAAGAGUUCCUCCAUCCCAAAGCCAUCCUCGCUUUCCAAAGCACCCACGCGGAAACGGAAGCGAGCGGAGAGCACCGUUUCCCACUCCCUGGGUGGGCUCCAGAGCCGCAUCCCCCAAGUCCCGAGCAGCAGCAAGAGACCUGCGCAGCCCUCCUGCCUCCCGGGUGAGCCCUGCGCCCCUCCGCUCCCCAGCAGCCAGCCCUGCCUCGGGGCAGGCAGCAAACUGCGGCUCCCAUCUGAGCGGAUGGACUUCUCGCUGGCCGCGACGCUCAACUCGGAGUUCAGGGAGACGCGCACCAACGAGAAGGUGGAGAUGAUGGAACUCAACGACCGCUUCGCCAGCUACAUCGAGAAGGUCCGGCUCCUGGAGCAGCAGAACAAGGUGCUGGUGGUGGAGCUGAACCAGGCGCGGGACCAGGAGCCCUCGCAUCUGGCCGACAUCUACCAGGAGGAGCUGCGUGACCUGCGGCGACACGUGGAGCAGUUGGCCACUGCCAAGGCCCGUCUGGAGAUCGAGAGGGACAACCUUGCUGAGGACCUUGGCACCCUCCAGCAAAAGCUGCAGGACGAGGUGACCCUGCGCCUGGAGGCCGAGAGCAACCUGGCUGCCUACAGGCAGGACGUGGAUGCCGCUGCAUUGGCUCGCCUGGACCUGGAGCGGCGGGUGGGGCCCCUGCAGGAUGAGAUCGCCUUUCUCCGCAAGGUCCACGAGGAGGAGCUGCGGGAGCUGCAGGAGCAGCUGGCCCGGCAGCGGGUGCACGUCGAGGUGGACGCGAGCAAGCCGGACCUGACAGCCGCCUUGCGUGACAUCCGCAGCCAGUACGAGGCCAUGGCCGCCAGCAACGUGCAGGAGACCGAGGAGUGGUACAAGUCCAAGUUCGCGGACCUGACGGAUGCGGCCGCCCGGCACACGGAGGCCCUGCGUGCAGCCAAGCAGGAGGCCAACGAGUACCGGCGCCAGCUCCAGGCCCUCACCUGUGACCUGGAGGCUCUGCGGGGUUCGAAUGAGUCCCUGGAGAGGCAGCUGCGGGAGCUGGAGGAACGCUAUGCCCUGGAGACAGCAGGCUACCAGGACACGGUGGUGCGGCUGGAGGAGGACAUCCGCAGCCUCAAGGAGCAGAUGGGCCGGCACCUGCAGGAGGACCAGGAUCUGCUCAAUGUCAAGUUGGCCCUCGACGUCGAGAUUGCCACGUACCGCAAGCUGCUGGAGGGAGAAGAGAGCAGGAUCACCAUCCCCGUGCAGAGCUUCUCCAACCUGCAGAUCCGAGAGACCAGCCUGGACACUAAAUCCAUGUCAGAAGCCCAUGUGAAGAGGAGCAUCGUGGUCAAAACUGUGGAGACCAGAGAUGGAGAGGUGAUCAAGGAGUCCAAGCAGGAGCACAAGGAGGUGAUGUAG
Charadrius vociferus (killdeer) is the source of this 3666-nucleotide messenger RNA. It is a transcript of the gene KIF18B, whose product is annotated as kinesin family member 18B. The record is from RefSeq and is a predicted model, not a curated record. Gene Ontology annotation, biological process: intermediate filament organization; microtubule-based movement; regulation of chaperone-mediated autophagy. Gene Ontology annotation, cellular component: cytoplasm; cell projection; intermediate filament. Gene Ontology annotation, molecular function: microtubule motor activity; ATP binding; microtubule binding. NCBI's taxonomy places the organism in Eukaryota, Metazoa, Chordata, Aves, Charadriiformes, Charadriidae. The transcript is spliced from 24 exons. Bases 1 to 3666 code for a protein of 1221 amino acids.